UCACCUCAUUGAUAAUGACAAACAGCCGUGAGGUGCGUCCCACCACUGAACAGCGCCUCCGGCUUCUCUCUGCACCGAGACACCACAUCGGCUCCUUCUUUCCAGGAAUCUCCCUCAGAAAGUCAUAAAAUAAACCAUCUCCCCCGCAAAGGAUUUUCCUUCAUCUGUUCCACGUCUUUGACACUGAGAGCAUCCGUCUGAAGAGCGAACCUCUUUCUGGUUUUGCAGGAUGCCCAUCUGUCCCGACGGCAGCUCGGUCUGGAUGCUUGCAGGGACGGAAACAUGGCUGUGAAUCUCGGCAAGAACAGACUGGCCCUGCUGACCGCCUACCAGGACGUCAUUGACGAGACCUCGGACACCGACUGGGCCUUGUACACGUACGAGGACGACAAUAAUGAUUUGACACUGGCAUCAUCGGGAGGAGGCGGUCUGGCAGAGAUCACGUUGACCUUUGACAGCGGCAGGGUGAUGUACGGCUUCUGCAGCCUUAAGGAGCCCGCCGCCGCUCUGCCACGAUACAUCCUCAUCAACUGGGUCGGGGAAGACGUGCCGGACGCCAGGAAGUGCGCCUGUGCCAGCCACGUCGCCACCAUCGCAGACUUCUUCCAGGGGGUGGAGGUCAUUGUCAACGCCAGCAGUCUGGAUGACAUCGACCCGUCAGCCAUCGGGCAGCGGCUGACCAACGGGACAGCGGCGGUGGCGAGUCCCGUCCUGAGCCGCCUGAGAACCCGAGACGAAGAGCAUGGAGACGUGGGCACCGUGUACGAGAAGACCAACGCAGAGGUGGAGAUGAAGAAAAUCAAUAGAGAGGAGUUUUGGGAGCAGGCCAAGCGCGAGGAGGAGCUGAGGAAGGAGGAGGAGAGGAGGAAGGCGGCGGAGGAGCGGCAGCGCUUCGAGGAGGAACGGAUGGAGCUGGAGAGGAAAGAGCAGGAGAACCGAGAGAAAAGGUACCGCGAGAGGGAGAGGCAGAUCGAGGAGCACAGGAAGAAGAUGCAGGAGGAGGAGGAGGCCAGAGAGAGGUGUCGGAACCAGACCACCAUGGCGGCAGACCCGAGCAUUGAAGACCUCAACCUGGACAAAAAGGAGUCUGAGGUGGAGGAGGCGAAGGCCAUCAUCGCUCAGCGGUCCGAGAACCCUCGAGAGUUUUUCAAGCAGAAGGAGCGAGCCAUGACCGUCAGCGUCGACAGCUCGCCCGUCUCCGUCCACAGGACCGGGGACAAUGACGACGAAGCAAGCACAGAGUGCAACAUGGCCCCCGUGUCACCCAUUCCUAAAAUAGUCACCACACCCAUCAAAGAGGACUUCAGCAGGGAGGAGGAAAAUGUCAGAGACGAGUGCGAUUCAGUGCCAAAGGAGGAGCAGAAACCGCCAGUCCAGGAGUCGACAUCCACCAAGCCCGUGCAGAGCGUCGCCCCGCAGGCCCGCGACUCCUCCGGCUUCUCUGUCUGGGAGUCUGGGACCGACAGCCUGGUCAACCUGUGGGACAGCAGCUCAGCUCCUCCUGCAAAUCCCUCCGAGACCUCCCACUCCUCCAAUCUGGUGGACCUGAUGGGAGACGCCGAUGUCCGUCGUGAUGAUGCCCUGCCCAACGCCGCCGCCACCGCCGCCGCCACUGCCACCGCCGGCGGCCGACCUCAGCCCCUCCUCAGCUUCGAUGACAUGAUGGACGGGACUUUCUGCUCGGGCACCAGCGCCGAGGACGACCCCUCCAGCCUGGUGGACGUGACAGGCCCCGACCAGAUGACCCUCAGCUACCAGCAUGCACUGCAGCAUGCGUCCGGGGAGGGGCAGGAGCUGGAUGACGGACAGCUACUGAUGACCAAUGGGGAGACGCUGCUGAAAGAAGGGACGCAGGCGAGCGAGGGCUACUUCAGCCAAUCACAGGAGGAAGAAUUUGGCCAAUCAGAGGAGUCCUCGGCUAAACCAGCGCCGGUCUUUUACAACAAGCCGCCAGAGAUUGACAUUACGUGCUGGGACACGGACCCCGUGGUCGACGAUGACGACGACUAAACCGGCCAAUCAGACACCACCACCGGACCAAGAGGAAGUAGGAAGUGCGCUUCAUGAAGAAACUGAUUUUUUUCUAAAAAACAAAACACAAACAAACAAAAAAAAGUAAUAAUAAUAACAAGUCUUGCAUCAAAACUACUUCUGUAUUAUCUUUUAGAGGAAACAAAAACAGUAGCCACAGAAAAAAAGACAGGUUUGAGUUAUUGUUACCGAGGGUUUGGAAGGCUCAGUUACGGGGGGUUUUUUUCUGUGCGUUUGUUGUUUUAUUUAUUUGUUUUUUCUUCUUUUUUUUCUUUUUUUUUCUUUUUCUUUUUUUUUCUUUUGCUAUGCAGAUGUAAUAGCGGGGAGCGGGGGACUUUUGUCUGUGUACAAGAUUUAUUACACGUUAACGUAGCGCACUGCUGCAUUUUAGAGACAAUAAAGCCUCGUGUGCGGCAGGCAGCCGACACACCUAGUCUGUAGUGCUUUAAUAACACCCUAUAAAACUAAUACAGUGGAUCAUUACAGCUGCCAUGUAUAUCUUCACUCUCUGAUUCUUUUCUUACCUCUUUUUCACAUCCCUCCUUCCCUCUGCCUUCCUCCCAAAAAUAUUCACCUCUGCAAGUCAGUUAAUCUUGUAUUUAGCCUUCACGUCAAUGGAAAAAAGGUGAAAUAUUUUAUUUAUUCUGGUGUACCUGAACUUCUUUUACGAGCAGAAAAAGAAGGAAAUCCAUUCUCGAGAUCAAAUUCAUGAAACAAGUCCUAUUGUGGCUCCUUUUGUAUGAUUUUAAGACUGAAUUCAAGAUGAAAUGGCUUGUAAAUCUGGUUGCUUUUUUCAGUGCACUUUUAUUUCUUCUUCUGCCUCCUUGUCGAUGAACCGCAGCUUCUCCAUCAGCUCUCCCUUCUGCUUCCAUAAAGUUCAUCAUUUUUACCCCGCUUAUAUUAUGAAACCAUUCUUUGCAUCCAAUCUAGAUGAGUAUACUGUAGAAAGUUUUCCAAGUAUUAACAUUUUUUUUUAGCAGAGGCUUGUUUUGAAACCGCCUUCAGCUUGUGCACAGCAGAAAUAAAACACAAUCAAUGCUUUGUAAUAUUCUUAUUCUCAUGUAGAGAUCCCUCCAAAGGCUGUCAAUCAAGUCGGUUUAAUUAAAAAUCCCAAAAUCCAAAGUUUGUCUGAGAGAGACUCUGUACAACAUCCGGUCAGAAACCUGCGGGGAAGGGAAAUAAUAUUGAGCCCAUUCCGUUUUCUGGGGACAAAAGCAGCAAUGAGCAACUUAACUAUACACUCACUGUUCACAGAACAGAAAAAGGUUUUGUUUUGUGUUUAAAAUGCACAAAAACAGACCGAUUGUACUCAUCAUGGCCAGUUUAUUUGCCAGAGGGAGUGACGUAUAAUGUCCCCUGUGGCUCUGGAGGCGCUUUGUCAAGUCUAAUAAUUGAAUAUGUAACAGCGCAUCACUCACAGGAGCCAUUGUUUGCAUUGAGUACUUUUACUUUUAAUACUGUAAGUAGUGUGGUGAUGGUUGAAGGACAGCUCCUUAUAUUUUCAAAGCGAUUAUUAUUAAAACGAUUGUCACAAGUUCAGCCGAAGCGGAGUUGGAUUAGAUGAACCGCGUUGGUUUCCUCCAAAGUCUCAAUCUCGUCAGUACAAAACUUUCUCUGUUUGUGUUACUGUCCCUCUCUCGUAGCUCUUACUAGCUUCAGCUGAACUCUGUGAUGCAGUUUUACCCGAAAUGAGGAACGUGGAUUUGGUCCCCCAUCGUUUACACUGGAAUUGUUUAUAGAGGGGAUCCCUUCACAGCACAGUACCGACAGUAUCGAGGAACAAUUACAGCGAUAAACAGACCUUAAAAUGUAUAUUUUGGCAUGUAAGUAUGGUAUUAACAUAGACUUCAAAAAAAUGUGAAGCUAUCCUUUAAGUAAAGGGUCUGAAUCCCUCCUCCAUGUUUCUGAGUCUUCGGCUUCAAGGUUGACUGUUCGUUUUUUAAAACCUGUUCUAUGGCAGUGCAAUUCAUAGUCGUCCUACAGCCGCUGUAGGUAGGAGCACCGCCGUCAGGGGGAGGGUUUCGUGAGCUCUCCCCGAAGUCGCGACGUCCUAAUACGCAACCGAGCCAAUAGAGCGCUAUGAAAUGACGAGGCAAAAUUAUUUUCAAAUUCUUCCAGGUGGAGGGGUAACAGGAAGAAGUCAAGGGAUGCAGAAGGGGCCGAGCUGAUGAGCAGAAACUCAAGUCUCAGUAGUCAGUACAUUUGGAAACUUAGCAGUUAGCACAGUAAAGAAAAGACAACAGGGGCUCAGUAGAAGGGCUUCGCCCCUGGACAAGGCUAGAAACACCAGAAACUUUCCAGAGUUUGCGGGAAAAUAUUUGGAAGCAAGUUUCCCGUUCUCCAAGCAGCGUAACACAAACGCUGAAAGUGAUUUUUUUUUUUUUUAACGCUCUCUGACCCACGUCUGAUGCCCGACUGCUUUUCUUCUGUGCCAACGCAACAAGUACCACAUGUAUUUUAUUUUUAUUUUUUUAUUGAUGUGAUGGUUUAGUCGCCCUGGAGACUGGAGUGAGAGGCGGGACGGGCUGAGACGGGAGGCGUGUGUGUUUUUAAUACCUGACGAAAAGUGUGCUAGAAUUGACUUUCAGGACCUUUUUGAAUAUUAGCCACAACAGUGUUAGUCUUUUUGCUGUAAAUUCCUGUAGAAAAUAAAAACUCCUAGGCAAUAAUAACACCCGUGUGUGUGUAGAGCACCUGAAUACUGUGUGUGUUCACCUGAAGGGAAGAGUCCAGCUUCCCAAAAGCAUCAUUUGUUCACAGACCAACUGAUCCUGGUGUUAAGCUGCUCUCGGGGAUCCGGUUUGAUUUAUACCUCUGCAUCCUGAAUGAUCAGGGGACAGGAAGAGGACGUGUUCAGAUCCAGAGUAAAUUUGACUGAAUUCCGUGAAAUGAGGCUCGAGUAGUGAAUAAAUAUCCAGAGCCUUUAACGAAUGUCGAAAGGCGGCAGGAGCAAAAAUAGAGCUGGAGAAAAGUAAAAGAAACGGCUGGAGUUCUUGGUAAGUUUUGAAAUUGGUGCAGGUUAUCACAUACAAAUACAGCUUCUGCCUGUGUUUCCAGUGUCUGUGCUUUCAUAUCCACUGGUUGUUUGGGGCCAUGGGUGCCAGCAGAGGGGGCCCUGGGCUGAACAAGGGCCCUCAAAAAUGAGACUGUCCUCCCAGGAAAAACGAUAGCAUGAGUCAAUUCAGCAAAUCCCCCAAAUCGUCUGCUGAAUGUGCAGAACUGUACAAAAGUUUUAGGCAGUAAAAAAGAAAAAAAAUUAAUGCCACGAAUACUUUUUAUUUAUCAAUUAACAUCCAAAGUGCAGUAAACAGAAAAAAAAACCUUAAACAGACCAGUAUUUGUUGUGACCCCCCUUUUGCCUUUAAGCCAGCACCAGUUCUCGUCGGUGCGCCUGCGCACAGUUCUUCAGGUUCUUGGCAGGAAGGUUGUUCCAGCAUCCUGAACAACCUGCCACGGUUCUUCUGUGGUUUCAGUCUGUCUCAGUGUCUCUUGUCUCUUCUCGUGAUCCCAGACUGACUCCAUGAUGCUGGGAUCAGGACUCUUUGGGGGCCAGACUCCUUGUUCUUCUGGUCCCUGUAGAUAGUUCUUUAUGACUCUGGCUGUAGGUUUGGACUCGCCGUCCUCCUGCAGAACGAAUCUGGGACGGAUCAGACGCCUCCCGAUUGGGCUGAGUGAUGGAGAAGAACCCGAACAUCUAAAGUGCCUAAAGGUUUUGCACGUUACUGUACAUUCGAGUGAUAAAGGUCCCUGGCAGUCAGAGGAAUUAUGACUCAAAGCACUGGACUGGACACACGAGUCAACUGCUCACUCCUCGUUCAACAGUCAGCAGUGUUUUCUUUUACCCAUGACCCCAGUCGCUCCGCAAUCUGGACCACGUGUUUAUUUCUGUCGCCAUGACAUGGAAGGCCCCCUCACCUUAACACAGGAGUAACUGUGACUCCAACCGUGAGCUUUCUUCAUCGUUCAGCUUUCAAUGCCAGACAAAUUUCUUCCAGUUGGAAUAAUCCCAAACCUCUACAGCUCUUAUUAAAGUUACUUUAAAAAAAAGUUACCACACAGUGGAAACAUACCAGUUAAAAAUGUUCACUGCACAACAAAAUGAAAACUAGAAAAUGUUGCGUCGGAGUUGGAUCAGAGGUAUAAAUCGGAACACAGCGACCUGCGCAGCAGCACUUCUCAACCUUAUUUUUUCCAAAAGAAAAGAAAAGAUUCAACUUGACACUAGUUAUUUACUGAGUACAAAACCUUUUGGAGUCAGACAAGAGGCACAAAGUGAGCUGCAAGUUAAGGUCUAAUUCGGGUAAAUGUGAAUGGAUCGUGUUUACCAGACUACGGAUCCAUUUUCGACAGCAAUAUUUGCGUAAAUCUGUGAGAGAUCUUGAACCUGAUGCUUUUCAAAAAGUCAUUUGCUUCGGUCACUGUUACGAACAACCUCAGACGACCCGAUGACAGCGAGAAAGCCAAACGCAUCCGGAGAAUGAGGUGUGUGUUCUGGAGAAGAGCUGAGCGAAACUUGAGUUGACGCUCACACUGGCCUGCACCUCGCUAUGUUCGCGCUCUCAAAGUUAGAAUCUGAACGUUAAAAACACCAAUUUCACUGGUGAUUUGGAAUCAGAAAUGUCAAUGGGAAUAAUCAACAUGCGGUCUGGGUUCAGGUUUCAGGAAUGGAUUCUUCUCCCUUCGAGAUUUCUGUACAAACCUUUGGAGAAUAUUUGUUCAUUUUAAGGUCUCUAGGAUGUUGAGGGCUUAGAGUUUUGCCUUGGUUAGUUCACACACACAUCUGUUUCUGUUUUUUUGCCAUUCUGAACAACCUGACUGCUCCGAACCCUGCAGCCAAACCCGGCCGUGCUCGUUGAACAUAUCAGUUGAGGAAACCGCUGCUGGUCCAUGUGACCAGGAGAAGCUUGUUUUGAGAUCAGGAGCUUAGAAGCUGCUUGUUUCUGCUCUGAAACAUUUCCUCUCCUCAUCCCCCUCACACACUUUCUUUUUGAUCCCCCCCCCCAUUUCCACUCACCUUACAGUUCACGCCUCCACCACUAGAUGACCCCACUGUCUGUCCUUUACACUGCUGGGCUGCCUCUGCACUAUCACUCUCUGAGAGGACUCCCGUCCAUUUCCUGUCCUCUUCCCUCUGAUGUUUCACUCUGCUCUUAAUAGCCAACUUGCAGUACAGACGUAGCAUUGCCACUAAGUCACACUUGCGAUUGUCAUCAGUGAUAACCUGUAACCUGUCUAGCACUUUUCCUUCUGCUAAUGUUUAGAAUAGAUUUCUCAUGGUGCAGUUCUCCAAGACUGUCGUUUCUCAUAACAACGACCUUGAGCUCUAUUUACUCUGAUAAUCAAGUACUAUUCAAUCAUGAUUGCAACAUGAUUGGUAGGUUCAGGAGCUGCCGUCCUUCAGCUCGGCUUUAAGGUCCCAUAUUAUUCAGGUUUCAUUACAAAUUCAUUACAGCUCAGAAUAACAGCGAAAUUCUUCCUCUUCAUGAUGCCGACCUGAUGUUUUUUACUGCUCCGGUGGCAGGGAAGGAAAGUCCACCACAUGCAGCCAUGAUAGCAGGAUCAUUUUAUUUCAGCACAUACGAUGUUCGUCAUUAUACAAACACACACACACACGCGCUAAAUAUCCAGAGAUUUGGCAGAUAUAUUGCUCGAGAAAGGACCAGAUUGUGGCCUGAAUUCCCAGGAAAUAGCAGGAUGUCAAAUCCCAGUAUUCAACCCUCAUAAGUAUAUUUUGAUUUCCUAUAAUGUGGGACCUUAAAAAUUUUCAAGCCUGAGUUGGGCUGAGUUUUGGUGUUUUUUAUGACUGAUUUCAGCACAUCUCCUCACAUAUCUGCUUUAUGUAGAGCCCAGGAGCAAUAAAGGUAUCGACUCAUAACCAUAUCUUGGUGUAAAUAGCUUUGACUGAUUUUACUAAUCCUUGUACUGAACUAAAUCUCAUUACUGUUGCUAUUAUUGCUGCACAACUAACCUGUCUCUGUACCUUUGACCGUGGAAGGUUGGGGCAUUUAUGGGGCUUGUUUAUGCACAGACGGAGACAUUUUUUCAGGCUUUUGUCCAUUUGACGAGGCUUUUGAACAGAUUUUUGAGAGGAAGAAAAAAAACUUCCUCUGAGCUGUUUUGUUGUGGUGGUGUGAGAGAGGGAAGGUG
Messenger RNA from Xiphias gladius (swordfish), 8178 nucleotides. RefSeq names its product drebrin 1 (gene dbn1). The transcript is spliced from 15 exons. Gene Ontology annotation, molecular function: actin filament binding. Lineage: Eukaryota; Metazoa; Chordata; Actinopteri; Istiophoriformes; Xiphiidae. The record is from RefSeq and is a predicted model, not a curated record. Gene Ontology annotation, biological process: postsynaptic actin cytoskeleton organization; regulation of actin filament polymerization; positive regulation of axon extension. Gene Ontology annotation, cellular component: dendrite; site of polarized growth; postsynaptic membrane. The coding region runs from base 283 to 2010 and encodes 575 amino acids.